Molecule: messenger RNA, 1719 nt
Organism: Penicillium verhagenii
Lineage: Eukaryota; Fungi; Ascomycota; Eurotiomycetes; Eurotiales; Aspergillaceae
Gene: ptcA
Product: type 2C protein phosphatase PTC6
Exons: 2
Coding region: 1-1719 (572 amino acids)
Biological process (GO): protein dephosphorylation
Molecular function (GO): cation binding; protein serine/threonine phosphatase activity
Source: RefSeq, a predicted model, not a curated record
AUGUUCCCUUCUUUCAUCCUCACACCUCUCGAGUUCAAUGGGCCAUUCAUGAUUGUCACUUCAGCGAGGCAAGUAACAGGCCAGGUCUGGUCCUUGGCUGGCUGUUACACAGCCCUCUCCCGCCCUCGAAGGUUGCGACAAUACAGCUCGGAAGCUGCCUCCUCGAAUGCGCCCGCCAUCCCUAAGAAGUGCCCCCAAUUCCGCGACUAUUUCGUCACUCAUCUGCCGUCGUCAUCACUUCACCCCGACCCUCGGGGGCCGACCUCACCCUUUCAUAAACUCCCUCGCUCCGAGUCAGUCCCACAUACAGGGGAGACAUCCCAUUCGCCAACCUCGUUCCAACCGUUCGUCGACCGCGAAACCACUGUGGUACGGAUUCCCUUGCGCAGCGCAAAACAUCAUUUCGGUGCCGUCACCGCCCGCGGCACUCGCCCAGCAAAUGAGGAUACAUACCAGGCCGGCGUGAUUGACAUACCGGCAUUUGCCAAACGGCCUCCAGCAUCGUUGACGAUCAAGCGGGACUCGGCAUCUUCACCUCGGGAAUCUCGCGCUGCAGACACCGCUAGCGGAGAUCCCCAGAUCUUCUACUUUGGCAUCUUUGACGGUCAUGGAGGAGCGGAGUGCAGUGCAUUUCUAAGAGACUAUUUGCAUGAGUACAUUCAAAACGCUGCCGCCAAUUUCGAGCUCAAGUCGAGCCUGCAGCCAAAUCAACAAUCGGUGACUGGCGUUGAUGCUUCCGCUUCGUUGCCCCUGAUGCAGGAGGGGAAUCGUCGUCGGAUUGGGGAGCUGGAGAAGAGUCUAAUGGCAAAUUGGAGGCGCUUGGUCGGUGGCUAUUUCAAAAGAUUUAAGCCACCUCAUUUUUCGUACUUUGGUGUUGAAUCCGAGGAUUCCGCAUCUGCCGACCGUGUCUCCAUCGAGGAGGUCAUGGAAUAUGCGUUCUUACGAGCCGAUCUGGAUUUUGUCAAAGCCCAAGCAGCCAAACGGGAUGAUGAUCUGGCUCUGGCCGAGAAACCACUUAACGAAGACGAGAUCCUCCACUCGCCCAGCCUCACCAGAACCCCGAAGAUUGGCGGUCGCUCGCGGUUCAAGGGUGGUAGUACUGGGAGUGUUGCUAUGAUAUCCCCGCCCAGUCCAACCCCCUUUUGGCACCCCGCUGGUCCCUCCAGUCUUCUUGUUGCGCAUGUGGGGGACACCAAGGUGCUGCUCUGCUCGACCGCAACCGGUGAGGCUAUUCCUUUGACAGCCAACCAUCAUCCAUCCUCGCCCAUCGAGGCUGGUCGUCUUCGCCGCUAUGCAGCCACGUUCGUCACCGACUCCUUUGGUGAGGAGCGUAUGAGUGGGCUCGCCAACACCCGCGCUUUUGGCGACGUACAGUCAAAGCGGAUCGGUGUCUCCGCUGAGCCAGAAGUGAAUCGUAUCGAGAUGGGUGCCGCCGAGUUCUCUUUCUUGGUCAUGAUGUCCGAUGGUAUUAGCGGCACGCUUCUUGACCAAGAAGUUGUUGAUAUUAUCAAAGAGGCCAGGACCCCUGAACAAGGUGCCCGUGAUGUUGUCAGCUUUGCGACCGAAGUUACCAAGGAAGGUGACAAUGCCACUUGUCUUGUCAUUCGACUAGGCGGCUGGGAGCGACGCCUUGAAGGAGGAGUGGGUAGCUUGGGGUCGAAGGAGUCUCGCGAGUGGCGACGACAGGAUGCCACUGAUCCGCGCAGGUCACGGACGUGA